GUGAUAACAAAAUUAGAUAACAGAAAAAUACACGAGUUGUGCAAAGCGGCUAUGAUUCACCAGUUUGAAAAUUGUCGGUAAAGUUUAACAAGUAAGUUAGGCUUUGUUUGAGAAAAAUUGGAUUUUUUUUGACAAUGUAUUUUAUACUUAAGCCAUAAUGUACUCAGGUACAAUUUUGCGCACGCACCUAAAACGUUUGUGUCGCACUUACUGUCAAUCGUCUUCGCUGGCCAAAAAUGACAGUAUUUACGAUAAAAUAGUCUACAGUUCCGUGUUGGACAGCAAGAAGCUGGUAAAAUAUUGGCGGGAUGUUAAAGUAAAACAAAAAUCGAGAAAAUUGGUUGCAAAUAGAUUUGACGUUGAACCCAUAUCGUUACAAUACUUGAACGAGUACACUGAAGAAGAUGCAGCAACAUCAAAUGAAACGGAAAGUGCGUCCCCAGCUAAGCCCUACGUGUUACCAUUCAGUAUUGUAAGCAAAUAUGAAAAAACAAUGAACGAUUCGACAGAGGACGGCCUAGUUGACAACAAUAUAAAUCAUGAUUAUGAAAUGGAACAGUGGGGUGCAAAACGUUGGAUGAGCGAUUACGAAUGCUACGAAGAACGAGAUCUAGACUGCGAGGAUAUUCUGCCUUCGUGGUCAUCUAAAUAUGGUACUCCUGAUCCAUUGAUUGAGAUUAGUGACGUACCGUGCGGAGGAUGCGGGGCUCAACUACAAUGUCAAAAUCCGUCUAUACCGGGAUAUUUGCCCAGUGAGUUGUUCUGCCAUUGCGAACCGGCUGACUUGAAGACAAUGGUGUGCCAACGAUGCCAUUUCAUGCAAAAAUACAAUACGGCUCUAGCAGUACAAGUGGAUCCGAUUGACUACCCUAAACUGUUGGCUCCGUUGAAAAGCAAGCGAGCUUUAAUUAUUUUAAUGGUUGACUUGACCGAUUUUCCAUGUAGCAUAUGGCCAAACAUCUGCAAUAUAAUUGGUAAAAAUAAGCCGAUCGUAGUGGUUGGUAACAAAAUUGACCUGCUGCCCGGCGAUUGUCCUGGUUGGAUAGAUAAUGUACAAAAAACAUUUGCUGAUAGUCUACCCAUGGAUAUCAAUGUUAAGCAUGUUGCUGUGGUUAGCGCCAAGACUGGAUUCGGCAUUGAAGAACUAAUAAACAAAUUACAUAGUAUUUGGCAAACCAAAGGAGAUGUUUAUUUGAUUGGGUGCACAAACGUCGGCAAAUCCACAAUGUUUAACACUCUAUUGCAGUCUGAUUAUUGUAGGACUAGGGCCGUGGAUUUGGUUCAAAGAGCUACGACAUCUCCUUGGCCUGGUACCACUCUCAAUCUACUCAAAUUUCCUAUAAUGCGACCGUCAAACUGGAGACUAUAUUUAAGGACUCAACGUUUAAUGCGGGAAAAGAAGCAACACAUAAUAGAAAAACAAUUGGAAAACGAUCAGAAGAGAUUAUCGAAAAUGAAAAUAAACAAUGUGCCUUCAAUUAUUGGUCGCCUUGGUCAAACAUUUUACAAGCCGAAAGGAGCUAGUCAUGAAAAUGAAAAAUUGGAUCCGUUUUCAUCGGAUUCCGCUAUAAUUGAUCCGAAUCGAGUUACUAGUAGCACAAUAGGAUUAGACGAUAAAGACCCCACGCUUGCUCACAGCAAAUGGUUGUACGACACUCCGGGCGUGGUUCAUCCGGAUCAAUCCAUCAACUUGCUUACAACCGAAGAGUUGAUGUUGUCAUUGCCUUCUGCUUCGAUUGAACCUAGAACGUAUUGUCUGAGAUCUAUGCAGACGCUAUUUAUCGGCGGGCUCGGACGUAUAGAUUGCUUGAAGACUGAAGCUAAGUUUGUGCGCUUCACGGUUUUCAGUGCUCGCACACUACCGAUUACUGUUUGUCAUACGAGUGACGCUGACGAGCUAUACACAACACUGCUAGGUUCCGAUCUAUUAGCCGUUCCAUGUGGUAGCAACGACAGGCUUUCCAAAUGGCCAGGUCUACAUUGUUACAAGAAAACCAUUGAACUUAGAGGGAUUAAUGAAAAAACUAGUUGUGCCGACAUUGUUUUGUCAUCGGCCGGAUGGGUUUCCGUGUCACCGUUUACGAAUGACGUAUGCAGCCUUCAGGCCUGGACACCCGAGAGAAGAGGCAUUUACGUACGCAUACCGUCGUUGUUGAAAUUUGCAGUAAACAACAGAGGACCGAGAAAAAAAUUCACUCCGACUUACCACCCAAAAAAAUGAAAUGCGAAUUACAUUUGAUAUUGUUACAUAAUAUAUUAAAAUAUAGUUUAAUAUUUUCUAUUAAUAAACCAACGGCCGUUUUUAUACAAUUGUAAAAAG
Molecule: messenger RNA, 2320 nt
Organism: Adelges cooleyi (spruce gall adelgid)
Lineage: Eukaryota; Metazoa; Arthropoda; Insecta; Hemiptera; Adelgidae
Product: nitric oxide-associated protein 1
Exons: 5
Coding region: 158-2221 (687 amino acids)
Molecular function (GO): GTP binding
Source: RefSeq, a predicted model, not a curated record